AUGAUUGUGAAUGAGAAUGCAAAGGAGGAGGUCAUCACAAAGGAGGAGGAACAAGAAGAGGUGGAGAGGAGGACAGAAGAAGAUUGUGACUGCUUCAGUGAACAGUCUGGAAGCAAACUGCUGAUUUUGGUGCUUUGCUUGAACAUCCAGUCAGAAGUGGAGUCUUGCCCCGGGGCGUGUGUAUGCUACAGUGAGCCGAAGAUAACAAUAAGUUGUCAGCAGCAAGGACUGACAGCAAUCCCCACCACGAUACCCAUCCAGAGCCAGCGCAUCUUCCUGCACAACAACAAGAUAACCCUCGUGAGGUCCACCAGCUUCACCUACUGCCGCAACAUGACGAUUCUUUGGAUCCACUCCAACAACAUCAGCCUCAUUGAGCCUGGAGCCUUCUAUGGGCUCAACAAACUGGAGGAGUUAGAUCUCAGUGACAACACAAACUUGAAAUCUAUCAACCCCGUCACCUUCCGCGGUCUUGUUCACCUCCACACCUUACACCUGGAUCGCUGUGGGCUCCUGGAGCUCUCCACAGGGCUUUUUCGAGGGUUGUUCUCCUUGCAAUAUCUCUACCUUCAGGAUAAUAAUCUUCAGAAUCUGCUGGAUGACACCUUCAUAGAUCUUGCGAACCUCACCUACCUGUUUUUGCAUGGUAACAAAAUCAGGAGCUUGUCAGAGAAUGUCUUUCGUGGGCUAAUCAACCUCGAUCGGCUGCUUCUGCACCAGAACAGAGUCAGCCUCAUUCACCGCCGGGCUUUCCACGACCUUGGGAAAGUGAUGACCUUGUAUCUAUUUAACAACAACCUGACGGUGCUCACGGGGGAAACCAUGGCUCCCCUGGUGUCCCUCCAGUACCUGCGCUUGAAUGGCAACCAGUGGAUCUGUGACUGCCAGGCUCGGUCGCUCUGGAAUUGGUUUAAGCAGUUUAAAGGAUCAUCCUCGGAGCUGGAGUGCCACCUGCCCCCCCGCUUGGCGGGGAGGGACCUCAAAAGGCUGCAGAGUGCUGACUUGGAAGGGUGUGUUGACUCCUUAAACCAGAUACGAACAAGUGUUUUUAGCACUAAGACCAGGUCUGGUAAACUGCCAACUGGGGUCCCCCCUCUGGGCUCCCACGAAGUCUCCUCCAAGUGUUGCCAGCCAGAAAUGGAUAAGUCUUUUAUUUAUGAAGCUAAAGGCAAGGCAGGUCCUUCCCACAGCAGCCGGCCAUCCUCCAACAACCCUCUCAAGGAUAAGGAGAACAUGUCCAAAACCAAGUACAUUGAGACAGACCGUUCCAAAAAUGGCAGCAACAAGCAGAUAAAUGAUUCCCCCUUUGGGACCUUCCCCAGCAUUGUAGACCCUCCACUGACGAAGUUGAGACCAGAAUUUCUAGAGCCUAUUGAACCUUCCACAGUCCCAACCAAAAAGAGACAGGGCUGCUCUAAAAAGAACAAAUCAAAGGCCCAGUGUCGCCUCACCCAGCAAGGAAACAGCUCCACGUUACAGCUCAGCCUAAGCCUUUUGAUCCCCCCCUUGGUGUGGAGCUUACUGUUAUUCUGCUAAAAUUAACUCUUUUCCUGGGCUGAUGACACUUUAAUACUAGACUUUUGCUGACCUCCAUAAAUGUUGCAAACAAAAACAAAAAAAAACUACCAUCCACCCUGAGAAAGCUUUGUUACACAAAAGUUAACUGGAUGCCUUUAUUAAAAACAAACAAACAAAAACAAAUCAAUCAAUCAAACAAACAAACACAAAACAAAUUAAAAAGACAAAUGCCAAGAUGUAUAUAAUUUAUUUGUCCUGAAACCUGUGAGUUAUACCUUUGGUCUUCGGAACUGCACUUGCCCACAAAGCAGCUUUUGCUACAGCAGAUGGUAAAGAAAUACGGUUUAUUUACAGGGGAGGGAGAAAAAAAGUGUAAGAAAUGCUCUGAAAAGAAUGUCUAAAAUCUCUUUGUAACUUGACAUCCCACUGAACAAUAUUGCAGGUUCCCAUUUGCAGAGGUAAUGAAUUUGAUGCUGUUUUAAUCCUAUGUUUAUGAAUAUUGCAGUUUUUCCGUAUUCAUUCCAUCACACCAUGUUUACGGGCAGCAUUUGUUAAAGAAUGCUGCCUUUCCUUCCCCAGAUGGCAGUAUCUAGAGAUAUGCGGUUUAUUUUACUUGUGUAUAAGUAUACGAAAAAAAAAAAUUAUAAA
Messenger RNA from Apus apus (common swift), 2166 nucleotides. It is a transcript of the gene RTN4R, whose product is annotated as reticulon 4 receptor. Gene Ontology annotation, cellular component: plasma membrane. The transcript has 3 exons. The record is from RefSeq and is a predicted model, not a curated record. Lineage: Eukaryota; Metazoa; Chordata; Aves; Apodiformes; Apodidae. Gene Ontology annotation, molecular function: protein binding. Bases 1 to 1536 code for a protein of 511 amino acids.